AUGCCCUAUAACUAUCUGCACGAUGCUGCCUUUCGGGGCAACGCCAAACUCACAAAAACCCUGCUUGCGACGGGCGCGGUGGACGUCAACGAAAUCACGGAAGAGGGGUGCACUCCCCUGAUGAUAUCCGCCCAGAAUGGACACGGUGGUGUGACUCAGUUGCUCAUCGACGCUGGUGCCGACCUGGACGCCGUUACCGAAGAAGGCGUGACGGGCCUUCACCAAGCCGCCGAUGGCGGGCACUCGGAAAUCUUGUCGAUGCUGGUGAAGGCUGGUGCGAACCCCGACACUCAAACAUACAACGGAAGCACCCCGCUGUACGAUGCGGCGUUCCAUGGCCACCUCGACAUCGUCAGGGAGCUCCUCCGCUUGGGCGUGAGGCAGGCCUUCCCGAGGAGGCAGUCGGAUGGGUCGACCCGCGUUGCGUUGGAUGUGGCGGCGCAAAAGGGGUUCACGGAGGUGGUCCGUGAGCUGAUCCAGCACCGCGGGAUCAAGGCGUGUGUGGGUCAAGAUGCCGGCGUAACUGCUCUCGACUUGGCCGCGAAGCAUCAACGGGUCGAUGCCAUGAGGCUGUUGCUGGCCGCGGGGGUCGUGGACACGGGCGAUUCUUUGUUCACGGCCGCCGACUGUGGCCGUGACAAGGCCGUCAAACUUCUCCUGCAGCAAAAGUGGGCCACCCCUGGAGCCGGCUACGUGGACAGCCGCAACGACUAUCAAUGCACGCCCCUGUUCGUUGCUGUCGCCGCCGCGGCCCCGAAGGUCGUGAGGUUGCUGCUUGACGCCGGGGCUAAUGAGAGGCUGACCAGACCCGUGUCGUACUCGUUCCGCGGGCCGUUGGAGAACGAGACUCUCCUGGAGCUCGCGAACCGCAACCUUGGUUGUGAGAUGCACAAGGGCCAAUGCGCGACGGAGGAGGAAAUGAAUCGUCUGGAGGAAGUCCGGCGCUUGCUGCUGCGAGUGGAAACCGUUCGCGCGAUAUCCUGGCUCUGGGGCACUACUAGCCCUGUGUACGCCGCCCCACUGGGGACUGGUACCAACAGAGGCGCCAGGGGAGGGGCGUCGGGGCUAGGAGUCUAUAUCGCGAGGCGCGAAACCAGAGCGCACUGUGGCUCCCUCCUGGCAACCAUGUUGAGGUACUCGGGCAAGACGUGAACGGGCCCGUUUCAACCGAUUAGAGCCAGCUUGCUCCCAGACGUUCUCGGCGGCGCCGACGGACGGACGUGUAUUUUUUUUAACGUCCUCGCAGCUCCUAACCCAGCCGUGCGCGCUUGCCUAUGCCUUGUAAAUUGGGCGUUUGACUUCGUGCAUUUGGUGGAGAGACCGCUGGAUUCGCGAACUUCGCUCGGACCGCUUGCGAUUUUGCGUUUUCGGCCAAACUGCAGCAGCGGGCCCCAUUUCUGGAUCAAUUUCUUCCUUGAGACGCCUGGUAGCAACAGCUGUGACUGGACUCCACAAUGCAGCCCCGCAAAUGUGGGGGUGGAAAAUGUAUGAAAGCACUGCGGUUGAACCCUUUCAUCAUGUCAUUUUAGUGUGUGGGAAAAAACAGUAUCCUUGUAGAAUCGGUUGGACCCUUCUUCAGCCGCAGCCACAGGAGGGAACUGUUUGGGACUUUCCGAAUGCGAUUCCGCGGAGAGCGAAGAGAAACAGAGCAGCGCAUUAGAUGUGCAUGUAGUCAUGGACUCUCUGAGAUGUUCGGAGAGCCUACAAUGUGUAUCAGGAACGUGAGUUGCAUCUCGUGGGAGAUGUCCAAUACGCUUGCUUGUCGUUACGUACGUGUGAAGGCAAAGUUUGUAGGUUAGACCACGACAGAGCAUUACUCACGUAUGACAGCACCCGAUCUUGGAUUAAUCAACAGCAGCACAUUGGUUAUUGCUCAAGUGUAAGAACAUACCGCGUGUGUUCUAUUCGGACAAGCUCCAGCCGACCACAUUUUCAUGUCGGCUGCGCCCACGAAUGACUAGACUACAUCAGAUGCACCAGCAAGCCAACGCUGAAAAGCAGCAGCAUUGGAUGCCCGUUUUCCUUUGUCGCUCUGUCAUUUUGGGCGGUUUGUGCUUGUUG
This is a messenger RNA of Ectocarpus siliculosus, 2061 nucleotides long. The record is from the annotation of a GenBank genome assembly. Lineage: Eukaryota; Phaeophyceae; Ectocarpales; Ectocarpaceae.